Ceutorhynchus assimilis (cabbage seed weevil) is the source of this 812-nucleotide messenger RNA. NCBI's taxonomy places the organism in Eukaryota, Metazoa, Arthropoda, Insecta, Coleoptera, Curculionidae. The record is from the annotation of a GenBank genome assembly.
UAGAAGUUCUUCAAAAAUGAAAACUGUUUAUAAUUCAUUUUUUUGGUUAUUAGUUAUUGGCGUUUGUUUGGUAACUUUAACUUCAGUCAGAGCAGCUGACGAAGAAGCAAAACCAACUCAGGAAAAAUUAGCUAAAGACGCAAAUAAAAGCUCUGAUGCGGGUGCUACGAGCAAAUCUGACCAAAAGGAUAAAACUACUGACGAAAAAGAAAAACCAGCUGAGGAAAAAUUAGCUAAAGACGCAAAUGAAAGCGCUGCGGCAGGUGCUACGAGCAAAUCGGACCAAAAGGAUAAAACUACUGACGAAAAAGAAAAACCAGCUCAGGAAAAAUUAGCUGAACAUGCAAAUGAAAGCUCUGCUGCGGGUGUUACGAGCAAAUCUGACCAGAAGGAUAAAACUACUGACGAAGAAGAAAAACCAGCUCAGCAUAAGUUAACUAAAGAGGCGAAUGUAAACUCUGCGGGUGCUACGAGCAAAUCUGACCAAAAGGAUAAAACUACCGAUAUUACUGAGUUAUCAACAGGAGAUGCUUCGACAGAAACAGAUGAAAACUCAAAAUCUGCGAUUCUUGAGGAUCUCAAAAAUAUUUUCUUCGCAAUUGUUUCACUAUCGAAAAAUUUAUUAAACUGGAAGGCUCUACUAACUUUGGUGUUGUUGAAGAAUUUAACUGGCUUCAAUGCACUUAGUGGGAGUAGGAUUGCCAAAGGAGCUAGCAGGCAUAGCAGUAAAACUGCCAGAAAACCGAGAGCAAAACAUGUAAAUCAUAAAUUGUGGUCCAUGUUGUUGUAGAAUGGUUUAAUAAAACUUGACG